AUGCUUCGCUCUUUGGUGUUCCUUCUCGCUGCGGCAGCCUCCUCCGUCUGGGGCUCCCCGGUCCUUGCUACUACGAACGCGACCCUCGAUUCUCGAGCAGCCAACGCUCUGAGCUUCAAGUGGACGUCGGGUCAGGCACUCAUCUAUCCCAAGAAUGACAACAGGAAACUCGCGGCUUUGAAGGAUCCGUCGAUCAUUUUCACUAACGGGAAAUACCACGUAUUUGCGAGUACAGCUGUAGAGGCAGGGUACAACCUGGUGUACCUCUCAUUCACAGACUUCAACCAAGCAGAGAACUCCAACUUCUUCUACCUCGACCAGGCUCCCAUCGGCUCUGGCUAUCGAGCAGCACCACAGGUGUUUUACAUGAGCACCCAGAAGCUCUGGUACCUCAUCUACCAAGAUGGCAACGCUGCCUACUCGACCAACUCGGAUAUCAACAACCCCUCCGGGUGGUCAUCUCCCAAGCAUUUCUGGUCCAGCCAACCAAGUAUUAUCUCCCAGAAUAUCGGUUCAGGCUUUUGGGUCGACAUGUGGGUCAUCUGCGACUCUUCCAACUGCUUCCACUUCUCCUCAGACGACAACGGUCACCUCUACCGCGCCCAAACCUCCGUCGCCAACUUCCCUAACGGUUUCAGCCAGCCCGUUAUUGCUCUGUCGGCUGCCAAGAACGAUCUAUUCGAAGCGUCCAAUGUGUACAAAGUCGGAAGCCAGUAUCUCCUAAUCGUCGAGUGUAUUGGUAGCACCGGACAUCGAUACUUCCGUUCUUGGACUUCAAACAGUAUCGCAGGAUCUUGGACAGCGCUUCACGCUUCCGAAUCUGAUCCAUUCGCUGGGAAGAGCAACGUUCAGUUUAACGGAAACGUUUGGACGGCUGAUAUUAGUCAUGGAGAGGCCGUACGAACGAAUGUGGAUCAGACGAUGACGCUUCCAGAUUGUGGUCCUCAACAAUAUUUGUACCAGGGAUUGCCAAAUGGUGCCACUGGGUCGUAUAAUUCGCUUCCUUGGAAGCUUGCGCUUUUGACUUCGACUACGGUGAGCCUUGGGAAUUCGAGCUUUUGA
This is a messenger RNA of Marasmius oreades (fairy-ring Marasmius), 1062 nucleotides long. RefSeq lists its product as uncharacterized. The transcript is spliced from 2 exons. Lineage: Eukaryota; Fungi; Basidiomycota; Agaricomycetes; Agaricales; Marasmiaceae. Gene Ontology annotation, molecular function: alpha-L-arabinofuranosidase activity. Gene Ontology annotation, biological process: L-arabinose metabolic process. The record is from RefSeq and is a predicted model, not a curated record. The coding region runs from base 1 to 1062 and encodes 353 amino acids.